Messenger RNA from Nematostella vectensis (starlet sea anemone), 3539 nucleotides. RefSeq names its product cryptochrome DASH. The transcript is spliced from 5 exons. Bases 1099 to 2715 code for a protein of 538 amino acids. Gene Ontology annotation, biological process: photoreactive repair. The record is from RefSeq and is a predicted model, not a curated record. Lineage: Eukaryota; Metazoa; Cnidaria; Anthozoa; Actiniaria; Edwardsiidae. Gene Ontology annotation, molecular function: deoxyribodipyrimidine photo-lyase activity; FAD binding; damaged DNA binding.
GCCUAUUCGCAAAUUAAGGAAAAUUGGCUAUAACUUUUGGUUAAUGUGGCCGAUUCAUCUAAAAUUUUCAGGAUAUGCCACAAAACUCUUCCCUCGCAAUGUAAGAGGGUUAUUAUGCAUGCUGUCAUCAAUCAAGUGACGGUGGGAAAAUCGACGAUGAUUUUCGUGAAAAAAACAAAACAAAAUUUGUCUGAAUCUUUGAAAAACGAAAUUUAGUAACAAACACACACCUUUCAACAAAUUUCGACAAAUAUUUCCAAUUACGUCAUUAAUCAUUAUAACGAGUCAAGUUAUUACCGAACUCGUAGCGCACUAUAAUGAGUCCCGUUAUCCCAUCUACCGAGCUGUAGCGAACGAUAAGGAGACUCGUUAUCAAAUCUACCGAACCCGUAGCGCAUCAUAACAAGUCAAGUUAUGCCAUCCACCGAACCCGUAGCGCACUAUAACGAUUUAAGUUUUCCCUUCUACCGAACCCAUAGCGCACAUGUACAGUUAGUGUUAGUGGUAUACAAUUUGCUUUGUUUUGUCGCUUACAGUAUAAUUUCGAAGUUUUUGAUUUGCAGGCGUUAUUCACAAAAAUAUCGUCCAUUUUUCCCACGGUCACGGGAUUUUAAAUGACUUGUCUAACUGGGUUUAACGUGGUCUAGCGGGGUUUAACGUGGUCUAACGGGGUUUAACGUUGUCUAACGCGGUCUUACGUGGUCUAACGGGGUUUAACGUUGUCUAACGGGGUUUAACGUGGUCUAACGGGUGGCCUAACGAGUACGGUACACCACUAUAAUCGGUAAUAUCGGUACCUACUUACCUGUUGUUAUAUGAAUACACUGCAGUACAAAAUAAUAUACCAUAUAUGAAGUACCUAGCCUUGUGGUGCAUCCGCUGACCCAUAAACUGUAGUCGUGUUUUGUCCGGCGUGCCACAUUCUAAAACAAAACACGAGUCUGGCUCUGUUUUGAUGUCCCUCUUAUUUUUACUCUACCCUCAGAUUUACUAGAGACUCCGUAGUAUAAAACGAAGGAGUCUCCCAAACUCGACCGUUUACAUAGUUGUUACGUAACCUCUCCUGCUCUCCUGUCACAAGAACAUAGACUAAGUCACAUGCGUAUUACCCUAACAAGACUACAGAAGGGCAUUGUAACCAUGGCAACAAGCAAAACACAGAAAACCGUCAUUUGCCUCCUUAGGAAUGACCUCCGUUACCAUGACAAUGAGGCCUUGCUCUGGGCACACAAGAAUGCAGAUUUUGUCCUACCACUGUACUGCUUUGACCCGGAUCAUUAUAAGACAACAUGGCGCUUUUCUCUCCCCAAGACAGCUCAAUACAGGGCUAAGUUUUUACUGGAGAGUGUGACGGAUCUUCGAAGUACACUUCAGAUACAUGGCAGUAAUCUCAUCAUCAGACAGUGCCAACCGCUGGAGGCAGUCACUAAGCUGACUGAGCUGUUAAAACCAGUGGCCCCAGUAACAAGUAUUGUAUUCCAGCAAGAAGUCACUUAUGAAGAACUAAAUGUUGAGAAAGCACUUGUUGAGUUUUGCAAGAAGUCUGGAAUUCAUAUGCAUACCAUCUGGGGCUCAACUCUCUUCCACAAAGAUGACAUUCCAUACAAGGCUAAAACAGUUCCAGAUACUUAUACACAAUUCAGGAAGGGAGUAGAGAAUCAAUCAACAGUAAGAAAUCUUAUUGAUAUGCCUAAGAAUCUCAAGCCACUACCACCUGUCAAAGGAGAACUUGGGACAAUUCCAGAUUUAAAGUCUCUUUUGAAUGAUUCAGAGAUCAAAGAGGUGGACCAAAGGUCUGCAUUCCCCUUCAUGGGAGGUGAGCAAGAAGCAUUGUCUCGUCUAGGUAGCUAUCUGUGGGGAACAGAUAGUGUAGCCAAGUAUAAAGAAACCAGGAAUGGUCUCCUUGGGGAGAACUACUCUACCAAGCUCAGCCCAUGGUUGGCAAAUGGGAGCCUUUCACCUCGUAUGGUCUACCAUAGAAUCAAACAGUACGAAGAAGAGCGGGUAGCAAACCACUCCACAUACUGGGUCCUUUUUGAACUCAUUUGGAGAGACUAUUUUAAGUUUGUUUGCUUGAAAUAUGGAGACAGAGUGUUCUACAGAUCAGGGAUCAUGGGAAAGUCAUUGCCAUGGAAACAUGAUAAGAUGACUUUUAAGUUAUGGUGCGAAGGAAAGACUGGGGUGCCUUUUGUUGAUGCAAACAUGAGGGAACUGAAGGAGACAGGCUGGAUGUCAAACCGUGGAAGGCAGAAUGUAGCAAGCUUCCUGAUAAAGGAUCUAGGACUUGACUGGCGAUAUGGAGCAGAAUGGUUUGAAUCUCUUCUAUUAGAUCAUGAUGUCUGCUCAAACUAUGGCAACUGGAACUAUGCCGCAGGUAUUGGUAAUGAUCCAAGAGAGGGCCGCAAGUUUAACAUGGUCAAGCAGGGGCUUGAUUAUGAUCCUGAUGGUGAUUACAUAAAGACAUGGGUACCAGAACUAGCAAAGAUCCCUGGAGCAAAAGUCCAUGUUCCCUGGACACUAAAACCAGGAGAACUGAGGUCUUCAGGUGUUGAACUAGGAGUUACCUAUCCCAACCCAAUAGUCAUAGCCCCUGAAUGGGCGCGGCACACCAGUAAGACCAUAUCUGGGAAGAAGCCAUCCAACUUUAAUCCCAGACAAAAGGGGGUGGACUUUUAUUUCAAGUCCGCUAAUAAUGGACCAAGUGGUUCAAGAUGAUUGAGAUAGCUAUCUAUUAGCUUUUUAUGCUCUCACUCAAGAUAAGCCAGAUGGCUUGCAAACAUGUUUUUCAGAAACUUAUUGAGCAUAUUGUACAGAAAAGCUGGAUUAGCUUAGCUUAGUCAAAAUUUCCUUACCAAUAAUCUCUUAUAAGGGAAUGGUCAUUAUUUAUCUGGGGAGGGCUGAGAAGUUGAAUUUUUUUCUUCAAAAAUUUCAACCCUCCCUCAAUCUAAAGCACACAUAUGGUAAACCUCCCCCAAAAAGGCGACCAAAAAUUUAGGCCCUCCCUCAAUCUAAAGCACACAAAUGGUGACCCUCCCCCAAAAAGGCGACCAAAAAUUUAGGCCCUCCCUCAAUCUAAAGCACACAAAUGGUGACCCUCCCCCAAAAAGGUGACCAAAAAUUUAGGCCCUCCCUCAAUCGAAAGCACACAAAUGGUGACCCUCCCCCAAAAAGGCGACCAAAAAUUUAGGCCCUCCCUCAAUCUAAAGCACACAAAUGGUGAACCUCCCCCAAAAAGGCGACCAAAAAUUAAGGCCCUCCCUCAAUCUAAAGCACACAAAUGGUGAACCUCCCCCAAAAAGGCGACCAAAAAUUAAGGCCCUCCUGCAAUCUAAAGAACACAAAUGAUGAACCUCCCCCAAAAAGGUGACCAAAAAUUUUGGCCCUCCACCAUAACAAAAAAAAAAAAGAUAAAAAAAGCAUAUUGGUAGGUUAAUUGAAAUUAUUAGAUGCCCUAUGUUUGGCACCUUCCAGGAGCACCAGAAAAUUAUAUAACUGUAUGAGUGCAGAGCCCACAAAUAAAAUUGAAUUUUUUUUUCAAA